AUGGUCAAGGCCAAAACAGACAAUUCCCGCAGGGAGGGUGAGAAUUCUGAACAUCCUGCGAACGAGGAAGACCGUGGUCUGCUUUCAGGCAAUUCCUCAGAAGACGAAGAAGACAUCGUAGUCCACCCCGGUCAACCCAACUCUCCCGAACCAGAACUACGAACACCACGAACCCCAAACCGUGUACGCUUUGACCUGCCUCCCAUCGAUACCUCUCCUGCUCCAAAUGGCGCCCCUCCUCCUUAUAACGACUCCCCCCUCUCCGGCCGCCGCUCGCCCCGCCAACAGUUCACCCCCCUCCUCACCGAUAUCGAAGCCCCCUCGGUCAACCUAGCCAGCAGCCCCUGGGGCGACGAAGAUGUAGAUGGCUGGGCAGAACGGGAGCGCACGCGCCCGAAAUCCGGGCUCCGGUCUGCGUUCAUGAACAUGGCGAAUUCCAUCAUCGGAGCUGGCAUUAUCGGCCAACCGUAUGCGUUCCGGCAAGCGGGCCUGCUUACGGGCAUUAUAUUGCUUAUAGGCCUGACCAUUACGGUGGAUUGGACGAUUCGGCUUAUUGUGAUCAAUAGCAAGAUGAGUGGGAGUAAUAGCUUUCAGGGGACGGUGGAGCAUUGCUUUGGGAAGACGGGGUUGAUUGCUAUUUCUGUUGCGCAGUGGGCUUUUGCGUUUGGCGGCAUGGUGGCGUUUGGGAUUAUUGUUGGGGAUACGAUUCCGCAUGUUUUGGCGGCUAUCUUCCCUGGGCUGGGGGAUAUACCGGUGUUGGGUUUGUUGGUCAAUAGACGGGCUGUUAUUGUUAUUUUUAUACUGGGAAUAAGCUAUCCUCUCAGCUUGUAUAGAGACAUUGCAAAGUUGGCGAAAGCAAGUACUCUUGCUCUGAUCAGCAUGAUAAUCAUCUUAUUUACGGUCGUCACGCAAGCAUUUAUGGUCCCAAAAGAAUCUCGUGGGGAAUUCACUACCCCGCUACUUACUCUCAACGGUGGCAUCUUCCAGGCUAUUGGUGUAAUAUCUUUUGCAUUUGUCUGCCAUCAUAACUCACUCCUCAUCUACGGCUCGCUCAAAACUCCAACCAUCGACCGCUUUUCCCGCGUAACACAUUACAGCACCGGCAUAUCCAUGCUCGCCUGUCUCCUCAUGGCCCUUGCCGGAUUCCUCACCUUCGGCUCUCUCACCCAGGGAAAUGUGCUCAACAACUUCCCCACCGACAACACCAUGGUCAACAUCGCGCGUCUCUGUUUCGGGCUGAACAUGCUAACGACUCUCCCGCUCGAAGCCUUCGUGUGCCGCGAAGUCAUGUUCAACUACUGGUUCCCCCACGAGCCCUUCAACAUGAACCUGCACCUCAUCUUCUCCACAUCCCUCGUCGUCAGCGCCAUGACGCUCUCCCUCAUCACCUGUGACCUCGGUGCCGUCUUCGAGCUCAUAGGUGCGACGAGUGCCUGCAUGUUGGCGUAUAUACUGCCGCCGUUGUGUUAUAUCAAGUUGAGUACGAGGAGUUGGAAGACGGUUCCGGCGAUGCUUUGUGUGGCGUUUGGGAGCGCGGUUAUGGGCAUUAGUCUCAUCCAGGCGGUGGCUAAAAUGAUUCGGAAUGAGGGGGGUGUUGCAAAAUGCAAUUAG
Molecule: messenger RNA, 1611 nt
Organism: Lachnellula hyalina
Lineage: Eukaryota; Fungi; Ascomycota; Leotiomycetes; Helotiales; Lachnaceae
Gene: AVT2
Product: Vacuolar amino acid transporter
Exons: 3
Coding region: 1-1611 (536 amino acids)
Biological process (GO): amino acid transmembrane transport
Cellular component (GO): endoplasmic reticulum
Molecular function (GO): amino acid transmembrane transporter activity
Source: RefSeq, a predicted model, not a curated record